Saccharomyces kudriavzevii IFO 1802 is the source of this 441-nucleotide messenger RNA. RefSeq names its product negative cofactor 2 transcription regulator complex subunit NCB2 (gene NCB2). NCBI's taxonomy places the organism in Eukaryota, Fungi, Ascomycota, Saccharomycetes, Saccharomycetales, Saccharomycetaceae. Bases 1 to 441 code for a protein of 146 amino acids. Gene Ontology annotation, biological process: positive regulation of transcription by RNA polymerase II; RNA polymerase II preinitiation complex assembly; chromatin remodeling. The transcript is spliced from 2 exons. The record is from RefSeq and is a predicted model, not a curated record. Gene Ontology annotation, cellular component: negative cofactor 2 complex. Gene Ontology annotation, molecular function: general transcription initiation factor activity; core promoter sequence-specific DNA binding; protein heterodimerization activity.
AUGGCUGGAGACUCUGAUAAUGUGUCGCUUCCCAAGGCAACCGUACAAAAGAUGAUAUCUGAAAUACUGGACCAAGACUUGAUGUUUACCAAGGACGCGAGAGAAAUAAUAAUCAACUCCGGUAUAGAGUUCAUAAUGAUCUUGUCCUCAAUGGCUUCUGAAAUGGCGGAUAGCGAGGCCAAGAAAACCAUAGCGCCGGAGCACGUGAUCAAGGCUCUUGAAGAAUUGGAGUAUAACGAGUUCAUACCAUUUCUAGAGGAGAUAUUAUUGAACUUUAAAGGUUCUCAAAAGGUAAAAGAGACUAGAGACUCUAAAUUCAAGAAGUCAGGUCUUUCUGAAGAGGAACUGCUACGACAACAAGAGGAGUUAUUUAGACAGUCGAGGUCAAGAUUGCACCACAAUAGCGUAUCAGAUCCCGUGAAAUCAGAGGAUUCUUCAUGA